AUGGCAAACGCUACAAAGGCCUCCGCCGACUUCAUCUCGGCCGCUGAGACCGUCUUGACCAGUCAAGAUGACGCCUCUCGCAAGCAACUUCUGAGCACUGCCAUGCAGGCGACAGCGAUGCUCGAAACUCCCUUGGAUACCGUUUGGAAGAUGAUAAUGUCGCCCCAUGCGCCCGCCGCUCUGAUGACUCUCAUCAAGGCUGGAGUCAUCCAGGAGAUCGCUAAGGCGGAACCAUCGGUCACGGCUGACCACCUUGCCUCGGUCUCAGGCGCCGACAGGCUGCUGAUUGUGCGGCUCUUACGCCCCCUCGCCGCUUUGGGCGUGGUGAAGGAGACAAGCCAGGAGGUGUAUGCUCCUACACCGAUCACUAAGGUCUUGGUUGAUCGCGCUCUGCUCGGCGGAUACCAAUUCAUGUUCUCUGCUGCGGCGCGAUCGCUCGCGAAUCUGCCCUUCUAUCUUGAGAAGACAGACUACAAGCAUGUUGCUGGAGCCCCAGGUCCAUUCCAGGAUGCCCACCAUACAGACAACAACAUGUUUCCAUGGCUCAUCAGUGACCCGUCCAUGAUGGGUAACUUCAACGCCUUCAUGACCGGACAGCGCGCCGAUCGCAAACAGUGGUUCGACUUCUUUGAUGUCCACGACAUCCUGCUCAAGGGCGCCAAGAACGACCCCAAUGCCACGCUGCUCAUUGACAUCGCCGGCGGCGAAGGUCAUGAUGUCGCUGAGUUCCACAAUCGCUUUCCCGAUGCACCGGGCCGGCUCAUCGUGCAGGACACACCCCCUGUGAUUGACAGCAUUCAGGAUCUCACGCCCAAGGUCGAGCGACAGAAGUAUGACUUCUUCACGGAGCAGCCUAUCAAGGGUGCUCGCUGCUACUACUUCCGCUCCAUCUUCCAUGACUGGCCGGACAAUGACUGCAUUGCCAUCCUCAAGAACACGGCGGCGGCAAUGACGCCUGGUUACUCGAAGCUCCUCAUGUCGGAGUUCGUGCUUCCUAGCUCCAACACGCCUCUUUACCCUGCGCUUCUGGACAUCAACAUGAUGGCUCUUUUGAACGGCAUGGAGCGAACUGAGGCUCAGUUCACUGCGCUUUUGGACGCUGCUGGAUUCAAGGUCGUCAAGUUUUGGUCUGUCGGUGCCGAGACCGAAGGUUUGAUUGAAGCUGUGCUGGACAACUGA
Anthostomella pinea is the source of this 1179-nucleotide messenger RNA. The record is from the annotation of a GenBank genome assembly. Lineage: Eukaryota; Fungi; Ascomycota; Sordariomycetes; Xylariales; Xylariaceae.